Camarhynchus parvulus is the source of this 2457-nucleotide messenger RNA. It is a transcript of the gene SPRED1, whose product is annotated as sprouty related EVH1 domain containing 1. Gene Ontology annotation, cellular component: membrane. The coding region runs from base 105 to 1346 and encodes 413 amino acids. NCBI's taxonomy places the organism in Eukaryota, Metazoa, Chordata, Aves, Passeriformes, Thraupidae. Gene Ontology annotation, molecular function: protein kinase binding. Gene Ontology annotation, biological process: multicellular organism development; negative regulation of MAPK cascade. The record is from RefSeq and is a predicted model, not a curated record. The transcript has 6 exons.
CGGCAGACCGGGGGUAACAAUGGUGAAGUUUCUGGUGAGUUCUGGCUGCGCCCUGGCUGCGUCGGUGCUGCUCCGUGUGCCUGUCGGAUCGUGGUGAGGAGAAAAUGAGCGAAGAGACGGCGACUUCUAACGAUAAUAGUUAUGCACGAGUGCGAGCUGUGGUGAUGACCCGGGAUGACUCAAGUGGUGGAUGGUUACCACUUGAAGGGGGUGGACUAAGCUGUGUCACAGUCUUCAAAGUCAUUCCCCAGGAAGAGAAUAGCUGUGCUGAUUUUCUUAUCCAUGGAGAACGACUCAGGGAUAAAACGGUGGUCUUGGAAUGCACAUUAAAGAAAGACCUUGUUUACAACAAAGUUACUCCUACUUUUUACCACUGGAAGAUUGAUGACAAAAAGUUUGGCCUCACAUUUCAGAGUCCUGCUGAUGCAAGAGCAUUUGAUAGAGGUAUUCGGAGAGCAGUAGAGGAUAUUUCUCAAGGUUAUCCACCCUCCCAAAAUGAUGUUGAAGUGGCAGAAGACUGCUUUCAAACUGCUCAAGAAAAUACAUCAGGUUCACUAAUGAAAGAUCACCUUUUUCAACAUGAAACUGUAGUAACCAGUGAAACUUACAACUGUGCAAAUUUGAGGCCUUCAACAUUUGAGGAUUUCAACACCAGGAGAGCCUGUUUUCCUAGCCAACCUAACCAGGUCCCACUGAAGUCAAUCAGACACGUUAGUUUUCAGGACGAAGAUGAAAUUGUCAGAAUAAACCCUCGUGACAUUUUGAUACGUCGUUAUGCAGACUACAGGCAUCCUGACAUGUGGAAGAAUGACCUGGAGAGGGAUGAUGCGGACUCAAAUAUACCAUUUUCUAAAUCAGACAGUAAAAAAUCUGACUAUUUAUACCCAUGUGGAGAUGGAACUAAGUUGAAUUCCCUAAAAGACUCAAAGAGUUCUGUGGUAUUUAAAACUCAGCCUUCCUCAUCAAAAUUUAAAAACUCAAAAAGAAGAAAAGAGGAUGGUGAGCGUUCCCGCUGUAUAUACUGCCAGGAAAGGUUUAAUCAUGAAGAUAAUGGCAGAGGAAAAUGUCAAGAUGCGCCAGAUCCUAUUAAAAGAUGUAUCUACCAAGUUAGUUGCAUGCUUUGCGCAGAGAGCAUGCUGUAUCACUGCAUGUCAGACUCUGAAGGAGAUUUCUCUGAUCCUUGCUCGUGUGACACUAGUGAUGACAAGUUCUGCUUACGCUGGUUAGCACUGGUGGCACUCUCGUUCAUUGCUCCAUGUAUGUGCUGCUACCUCCCCUUGAGAGCAUGCCAUCACUGUGGUGAGGUGUGUGGGUGCUGUGGAGGAAAGCAUAAAGCUGCGGGAUGAAUCAAUCUUGUGCCAAACAGAGCUGAAAAAUCUUUGUUUCCAGGAAGCAUCUAACUUGGAUUUGUGGAAGCUUUUUGGCAAGCUGAAGGGAAUCUUCUUUCACGUAAGAGAUGCUUGAUGUGGAGGAAGCAACGAGACUUGUCAGACCUUGGCAUUUUACAAGUGCUAGCCACGCCUAACUAUUUGCUUUGAGCGCGUGGCAUUUGUUGCAAGUUGUGAAGGAGAUUUUGCGAAGGAAAGCCUGUUCUUAUUAUUGGCUAUAAAAUGAGUAUAUAAACUAUGAUUAUACUAAAAGGGAUUAACUUUUGCCACUUUGUACAUUCAUGGUUUAGGUGAGGGGGCUCUUUUAAAAGGAUUAAAACUUAUCUGAGGGGAAAUUUUAACUAAAAGUGCACUAGUGACAGUUGAUUUAAGAUUAAGAAAAGUUAAUACUCAGCAAAUGAGAAAUGAAACUGAUUUUAAGUGCAACUAAAUCACUUAUUAAUAGUUUUUUGGAAACAACUUUAUGUAUAAAUAACAAAUGUUUAUAUUUAACUAAAUGUGUAAGGUACGAAUUAUUACUUGUUAAACUUUCCUUCCCUCCAAUAUAGUAGGUAUGGACCAUAUCUACUGUCACAUUCCAUGGUAGUAUUUUAAAUAGUUAAUUUAGUUGCAUUUUUAUUCCAGAUGGACAAAUUGAUAUUUUCAGUCCUGGUUCCCUUCAGCUACAGUUUGUGUUGAGUUGUAUCCAUGCAUUCUGAUAAUCUAAAAACCUUUAAAAUAUUAAUUAUUCUAGUCUUGAGUGACCAAUAUUUUCUUUGUUAAGCACAGAUGUAAUUGUCUAAAAUGUUCUUGUUAGAACAUAACAUUUAUUUUUAUAUAUAAAUUACUUUGAUUUCAACAUAAUAGCAAAAAAGGAUGUUGUUUCUGUUGUUCAACCAGCAAGUUGUUUUCUUUUGGGGUGUCCUCCAAAAAUACUUUCUUGCAUAUUCAAAUGUUCAUUAAGCAAAAGGUACAUUAAGGCAGUUGUAACAAAUUGUCACCAGUGUUCUUGUUUAUCCUUCUGUUAAACUAGGAUCCUGUUCAGCUGUUUAUCAAGUACUAUGAUUAAAACAAAAGAUUAAUAACAAAA